Molecule: messenger RNA, 5713 nt
Organism: Malaclemys terrapin pileata
Lineage: Eukaryota; Metazoa; Chordata; Testudines; Emydidae
Gene: UCK2
Product: uridine-cytidine kinase 2
Exons: 7
Coding region: 1921-2706 (261 amino acids)
Cellular component (GO): cytoplasm; cytosol
Molecular function (GO): ATP binding; kinase activity
Source: RefSeq, a predicted model, not a curated record
UAGGAAAUUGUAUUGUUUUUUAUAUGUAGCACAAACUGGUACCUGAACUUGAUUCACUUCCAUUUUACCAUUCUGGACUGUUUUUGAAAGUUGAAGUAGUGUCUUGCCUAGCAUCUCCAUUAUGAAGAGUUUAGUCCUAGAUCCUCUAGGUGUUUAGGCACCUAACUUCCAUUGAUUUCAAUGGGAGUUAGGUACCUAAAUACCGUUGAGGAUUUGGAUCUUAGUUCUUGGGGAAAGACAAAAUAAAUAUAUUUUCUAUGAAAGAAGGACCUCUUGUUAUACUGGGCAGGUCUUCACUUAAAACUCUGCAGCUAUUAUACCAACGGGACAGCUUCUCCCAUCCGUGUAGUUGAUUCACCUCUGCAAUAGGUGGUAGCUAUGUCGAUGGGAGAAGCCCUCCCAUCAACAUAGUGCUGUCUACAUCUGGGGUGAGGUCGGCAUCACUGCGUCGCUCAGGGGUGUGGAUUUUUCACACUCCUGAGCGACGUAGUUAUACCAAUGUAAGUUUGUAGUGAAGACCUGGCCUUGCUUACAUACAACUUUUUUAAGACAAAGGGGGACACUGAAAGAUAACUUUAGGCUGGGAUAGAGCCUUUAUUCGGAUAUGCCAUAGGUAAUAUUUCUAUAUUUUGUAACAUAAGCUUGGUGCUGGCUUGGCCUAGUUUUUCAUAGUAUCCUAACAAGACAGGAGCCUAUCUUUUUAUUCAUGGUUUUCUCAAUUUCUUUUAUAUGCCAAAAAAAUCCCUGCUUUUAAGACAGGGAUUGGACUGUGGAUACUAAUAGGUGAGGAAGUUCAAUGAUGGGCAUCUGGGAGAGAAACUGAACUCUGACCUCAGAGAAGGUAGAAUCUGGUGCAGGUGUGUGUGGGCACAAGGAGAGCAAAAUGACCUGAAGAUACUAGACAGUUACAGAGAUGGCUACAAUGGGGGAAAUGGAGCUAAGACUCAGCUCCUCAAAUGUAUUUAGGUGCCUAAUUUCCAUUGAAAGCAAUGGAAAUUAGGCUCUUAAAUACCUUUGAGGAUCUGGGCCUAAAUAAUGCCUGGAGCACUGAAGUGCUGUAGCACUGCUGUAUUGUUUGUUACAAACUUUUGAUGGUUCCUUGUGCCUGGCACUAUGCCCCCAAUCACAGCUUUAAAGUUGGUAUGGGGUCAUGGGAAUCCCAUUGGAAAUCACCACUGCAGGAAUCUCUCAUUUGUUUCUCUACCUGUAAAGUUAAGUGCAUACAUUAUGCACAUAAGUGCUUGGAUCAGGGCGUUGGGGGGGAUAGGGUGAUGAACCUAGGAUGGGUGACAUUUGAGUUCCCAUCAUGAGCAUUGGUUCAACUCAAGUAGCAUUCCAGUGGAGGCUGAUUUGAAUCUCUGGAAAUGGUUUGGGGAAAUUCUUAGCUAGAAGGACUGCUCUGAACUGAUUUAGGGUAAAGAGAAUGAAUUCAUCAAAUGCAUUCAGUGUAAAAUCAGGGUGUCCUCCCUGGGCAGCCUCCCCUGGAAAUGAAAGGGGCCCAGCCCUGGGGUGAAAUGAGCGAAGUAGGAUAUCUGGAAGAUUUAGAGCCUCAGAGGCAUAACACAACUCACAGUGCGGUCAAUCUGGAGCAGAGGGCCUCGGUGCUAGAGAGCGUUAACUGAGCACAGGUGUUGUAGGAGGCGUUUCCAGACACGUUUCGCUUUGUCCUCUGUUCUCCGUCCUCAGCAACAGCUGGAGGAGGCAGUGGGCGGAAGGGGGAUGGAUGCUGGGUCUCUGCGGCUCCAGAGCCCCAGCAUCAGCCCGGGUGGUGGGAGCAUGUGCAGCUGUAGCAGGCACCUGGCAGGGAGCCGCACGCUGGGGAUGUGAAGCAGGCGGGGAGGAAGGCCUUUCCUUGACUCAUCAGAUAAAUCCAGCCCCCCAAGGCGCCUGGUGAGCCGGAGACUGAGCAGCGGCAGCAGCAUGGCAGGGGACAGUGAGCAGAGCCUGCAGGAGCACGAGCAGCCUGGCGGUGGGGAGCCCUUCCUGAUCGGGGUCAGCGGCGGCACAGCCAGCGGCAAGUCAUCAGUCUGCGCCAGAAUCGUCCAGCUACUGGGCCAGAAUGAAGUGGAUUAUCGCCAGAAGCAGGUGGUGAUACUGAGUCAAGACAGCUUCUAUCAGGUCCUUACCUCUGAGCAGAAGUCCAAGGCACUCAAGGGCCAGUUCAACUUUGACCACCCAGAUGCCUUUGACAACGAGCUCAUUGUCAAAACGCUCAAAGAGAUCAUGGAAGGGAAGACAGUCCAGAUUCCUGUCUAUGACUUUGUUUCCCAUUCCAGGAAGGAGGAGACGGUGACUGUGUACCCAGCUGACGUGGUCCUCUUCGAGGGCAUCCUGGCCUUCUACACCCAGGAGGUCCGGGAUCUCUUCCGGAUGAAGCUGUUUGUGGACACGGACGCAGACACCCGGCUGUCCCGCAGAGUGUUACGAGACAUCAGCGAGCGAGGCCGGGACCUUGAGCAAAUCUUGUCUCAGUACAUUACUUUCGUCAAACCAGCCUUUGAGGAAUUCUGCUUGCCAACCAAGAAGUAUGCUGACGUGAUCAUCCCCAGGGGGGCAGAUAAUGAAGUGGCCAUAAACCUGAUCGUGCAGCACAUCCAGGACAUUCUGAAUGGAGGACAUAGCAAACGCCAGAUCAACAGCUGCCUGAAUGGCUACACCGCUCCGUGCCAGAGGCAGCCUUCUGAGUCAAGUAGCCGGCCACACUGACCCGACAUUGGGGUGAGGUUGGGGUGGAUGGUGGUUGGGCUCUGCUGCAGCUGAUCUGUCCGUACUGUGUCCAAUCACACCCCCACCCCGAUAUUUAAGAAACCGGAUGGAGACACAUGCCUUUAAUUUUGUAUCUUGGAAAUGAGAGAGGAGCAUCUGGAUUCCCAGAUGCCGCUGGGGAUGCCUACCGCUGGCUUUGCUCAGUAACCACUCCAGCACAGAACCGUCUAUCAAUACAGAAUCGCUCUAUUUUUGUGUAAAAAAGAACAAUGUAAAACUACUUGCCAUAAGAUAUUUGCCAGGCUUGGUAUUGCUGAGGGCAGCUGGGACAGGGGGGCGGAGGGGGACACACGGGUGCUGCUGGCAUGGGGAACUGGUAAGUGUGGGAGGGGAAAACUGCACCAAAGGCUUCAAACUAGGUGACCAAGUGGCUUAGGAGCCAGAAGCAGCUACCCCAUGGCUGGGGCGUGGGUGGAGGCUUGGUGUGGAGCAUACUGUGAUGCUUUUGCUGCUGGCCUGCGUGGCUUGUCACACAGCUGCUGUGCCUGUUCUGCAAGAGGGUGCUGGGUUUGGUUGGUGGGGAGGGGUGGAGUAGGGAUUGAGGGCUGAAACCUUGGCUGCCCUUUCCUACUCUGCUUUUCCUCCCCCAUCCCUGCUAGCUGCCUGCCUUGCCAAGGCUCCCCAGUGCUCCUGCCUGAGUCACUCAGCACUGCCCCUGUCCCCCAGCUGACUUCCUGCUGGCUGUGGUUUUGGGGCUGGAGUGAUUCAUCCCACAAAGAACUGGCUGGGGGGAGGGGAGGAGAGGAUUUUGAAAGGAUGAAAUUCUGGGCUUGGCUAUUAACAGCUGCUGGUCUUCAGACUCCUGCCACAUGGCUGGGUGUCAGGAGCACCUCACCCCUGUCUGGCUACAAGUGUCUGGGGGCUUUCCUCGGCUGCCUGGAUUUUGGUAGGGGAAGGCCUGGGGCCAUGGGUAGAGCAAUAUGAUAGACAUGAGUGCGCUCUAGCACCACCCCUUGGCCAGCUGCUGAAAUAGCAAGAGCGCCAGGUGAGAGCUCGGCAGCGCCUGUGUAGUGGGUGGGGGUGGGGGAAAACGUGCAUGCUGUCUGAAGUGGCCUUGCUUCUCCAUGAGCGGAGUUUGAGCUCAAGCUCUGCUUACAGCAUCCCUGAGGCUGCUCCCCAGCUGGUCUGUGGGGAGAAGAAAGGCAGUUGGGCUAGAAGCUACAGAGCAGCCCCUCCCAGUAAGCCCCGCAGAGUAAUGUUAUGCCAGGGCAUUGCAGCAUUGGCACAGGGGUGUGUGUCCCAUGCCCAGCUGGCUGUGAAGAGCCUAGCACUGCUGGCACUCUGGGGCCACCCUAGAUCAAGCUCCUCUGAGACUGGAACCUCUGCCCCUAGAGAAGCAUGGCCCCAUGACCAGUUUCUACUUGAAACUCCCAGGGCAAACCACUGAGUGCCUUGGCUGGGAUUUGGGCCAGAGGAUCAGAUUGUGUCCACACUCUCCCUGCUACCUGCCUUCUUUGCCAGCUGGUGGGAUCUUCUCCCUGCUGGUGCUGGGCAAAGCAAACUCUUUUCAGGGCCCUCGACUUAGCAUUGGGCUUGCUGUUCGCUCAGAGCCCCCUGGGCACGUGUUCGUUCUCUCUCUCUCUCUCUCUCCCUAUUACUAGAACAGCAAAGGGCUGAGCAGUCACUGCUAUGGGGAGUACGGUAGAGGGCAGGUCUAGAGGGGCCAUCCUGAUUGGGCUGGGGUGUUAGCCCUCCAAAUUACUUCAGAAUUGGCUUGGUUAAGGAUCUGAGCUGGACUGGACCUGGAGCGAGUUCUCUGCUCCCUGAGAAGGUGCUAAACCCACAUGUGCCUGUAUUCGGACCCCAGCCUGCCAGUAUUGCCUUGGGAGACAGUAUCCCGAAGCACUUGCUCUUUUCACAGAGCUCUGCGGAGACCAAAGCCAUUACAGUUCAUUCCGAGGGGCAGAUGGCCGUGCUGGUUGUGAGUGACUGUGCCAUGAUGUGACACAGACCAUGGGACUUCAAUUUAGUGCCAGUGCUGCAGCUGUCAGGCACAGCUGUGCUUGAGGGGCUAUCACUGUGGUGAUAGGGACCCCCCCACCCCCAAGAGCCUCCAUGGGGGGCGGGAAUGGGAGCAAAGGGAUGGUUCUUCAUGGGGAAGGAGCAGCACUGGAAAGGGUCUCUUCUGCUCAUCUUGGGUUCCCUUAAGAACUGAGGAAUCUCCCAGUACUAACCUUGUCAUGUCCCAUUGAGCUCUGUGCUGUGGCCUCUGCCCUCAAGCCUGCUGGCGCUUUGCUCUCCUUUUGCCUAAGCGGCUCCCCACAUGGGACUGGGUGGCUUCCCUGGGGGCUCACUGUCUUUGUGAGCUGUUCAGUACCAGGCUCCUGUGCUUUGGGGUGAGCCUUCAGAGCUCAGGCUUGUUCUUGUCCCUGUGUGGACAUCUAGAGUCCUGCAAGGCUGCUGCAUGGUCCUGCUCUUGGGCUAACUGAGGAAUAACCUAGAGGCCUGGCUUCUUAGAGAAAAGAGAUGCUUAUUAUUCACUUUCUGCUGGCUCUUCCCUCUCCUCUAACUGAACCGGGCGUGGGUGGAGGCUUGGUGUGGAGCAUACUGUGAUGCUUUUGCUGCUGGGAGAAGUCGUGGUGUGUGAUAGGCUCUCUGAGACCACAAGGGGGCAAGGAAGGGAAUAGAUGCCCUAAGUCAGCACUGCCAGGGCAAAACCAUUUCCUCUCUUCCUCUCCUGUCGUGGGAUGGGAAGCCCUUCUCCUCUCCACCCUGUCCAGAAACCCCUCCAACAAACUCCUGAGGCAUGGCAGUCUCCCUACUCCUGAGACCCAGUGACGCCUGGGUUGCCCCAAGAGGGCCAGAGGCCAGCACUUAGGUAACAAGUGUCUGGAGCCCUACAGGGGGGAGAGGUUUCUAGGGGCUGGAGGCUCAGCCUGGGUGAGGUGGCUUUCAAGACUGAUGUACUGUUCUGCCCUUCCCUGUAAAUAAAGAUGAAAUAACUGGA